This is a messenger RNA of Naegleria gruberi, 1071 nucleotides long. RefSeq lists its product as uncharacterized. Gene Ontology annotation, biological process: lipoprotein metabolic process; lipid transport. Gene Ontology annotation, cellular component: membrane; extracellular region. The record is from RefSeq and is a predicted model, not a curated record. The transcript has a single exon. Lineage: Eukaryota; Heterolobosea; Eutetramitea; Acrasida; Naegleriidae. The coding region runs from base 1 to 1071 and encodes 356 amino acids. Gene Ontology annotation, molecular function: lipid binding.
AUGCAUCAACAAGUUUCUCCUCAAUAUCCACAUUUCUCUACUCAACCAAACAUUACAGAACCUGGAGUGAAUUAUCAACCACCAGAAUAUCAACUUUACCCACCUAAUCCUCCUCAAUACAUGUAUCCACAACCAAACGCUCAAUAUUUUCCAGUUAUCACUUCUAAUCCUCAAUUUGUACAACAACCAAUAACUCCCCAACCAUUACAACUAACCAACAACUUUAAACCAAUUCAAUCCACAACUAGUAAUAGUAGCUAUGAAAAAGGUGGUCAACAAACAAAUUUCCAGACCAAUGUAAUUCUUCCUCAAACCCCAACAUUUGAAAGUACCAAUUUUGAUAAUCCAAAUUGUGGAUUUGCUGUCAUUGAACAAUCUGCAAAUGAGUGGCUUGUCCAACGAUUGGAAAUCAUUAAAAUGCUGGACAAUUUAAUCCAAUCAUUAGAAAAGAAACAACAAAGUACAGCAAAGACCAAAGUGAAAGGUACAAAAACCAAUAUUGUUGGAGCUUCCUUGAUUCUUGGUGGUAUCGUAGCUGCUCCUUUCACUUUUGGUGUUUCAUUAAUUGCCUCAGGUGCUGGUAUUGGUUGUGUUGGUGUGGGAACAACAGCAACAGUUGCUGCAUCAAUUGCUGAAUGGAAACAUGCCAAGAAAUCAGCCAAGUCCAUUCAAGAACUCUUACAAAGGGAUACUCAAGCAGUAAAUGCAAUGAUUAGAAAGAUUUAUGAACAAAGGUUGACUGAUCCAUACAUUGAUAGUAGAGUUAUGAAAAUUGGUAAUAGAAAUGUCAACGUUCUUCAAUUUGUUGAAUCUCUGACAGGCCACAAGCAUCAAGAUUUGGAUAAAUCUGAUGGAUUGACUAAUGGCCACACAGGUAUUAUGAGUUUAACAGGAUUGAUGAUUAAAAGUGCCAUUCCAAUAGUUGCAAUUCCAGUUGACUUGGUAUUAUUGAUGGAUGAAUCAAAAAAGGCCAAUGGAAAGGUUCCAUCCAAGUUAACUGCCAAAUUAACUCCAAUUUUACAUUCAAUUAAGGUGCAAACAAACAAGGCAAUUGGUUGCAAUUUGAAUUGA